AACACACAGUGUGACGAUGUACAAAGACAACUGCAACAGAGCCAGGAGGACACAAAUUGCAUGCAGCAGCAGCUGCGUGAGAAGGAUGCCAACCUCAAACAGCUGCAGCAGCAGUUAGAACAGCAGAUCAGGGAGAACAGUUUAGUUCUGUUCAGCAGAGCAGAGUGCAGAGAAUUCACUGUGGUAUUACCCCCACCCAAAACAAAUGAUGCUUUUCUUUCUUUCUUCUCAGAUCUCCAAAACAGACUGAGUAAUGUGGAGGAUAAGACGAUCUAUGCCAGGCAGGUGAUCCUGGAUCCAAACACUGCACAACCGAGAAUAGCUCUUUCUGCAGAUAACACCAGUAUUUCUACUAGUGAGGAAAUACAAAACGUCCCCGACCAUCCAAGCCGGUUUGAUGUGGUUCCUGCUGUCCUUGGCACUAAUGGCUUCUCAACUGGCAGACAGUACUGGGAGGUGUCUGUUGCUGGGAAGCCUAGUUACCAACUUGGAAGGGCCAGUGAAUCUGCUCAAAGAAAGGGAUCGAUGGUGUUCAGUCCAACAAACGGUUUCUGGACGCUAGUCAUGAACAAACAGGGUCAGUUGAUAGCUGUCAAUAGGAAACCUUUUAUUAUUCCAUUUCAGACGCAACCUCUUACACUGGGAAUUCUGCUGGACCACAAGAAGGGACAGAUCUCAAUUUACAACGCUGGUGCCAGAUCUCAUAUGUACUCAUUUGUAGGUCAAAGGUUUACAGACAAAAUCUAUCCAUUUGUAAAUUACUGUGUUGAAGAUGUUGAAAGUCUGACGCCAAUAGUGUUACUGUGUCCUGGAUAAAAUAGAGAACAGGGCAAGUGAUCUUUUGUACGAUGUAAAAUCUUAGCCAUGUCUCUCAUUCACGGUAACCUUAGUAGGGAAAUAAAACAAUCCCUGCAACUGCAGAGUAGUUUUCCCACAUACUUCUGUUGUUACUGCUGCUAAAUUUUUCAGACAAUUUAACAACAAAUGUACAGUGAUGUAUUUUGUUUAUUUGUCUUAGGUUUUAAAAAGAAUUUGUCCUCUUGCCCAGGUGUUUCAAUCACUAGGCCCGGUUCUGAAAAAUGUACCCUAAGUUUAAUUUAAUCAAGCAAGUUAUUUAAUCUGUUUAUUUCAUGAGCACACCAUUGGAUAACUGGACAGCAGAGCUAUGAUUAAAGCAUUACACAAAAUGUUCUGAAAUUUUUUUAA
Etheostoma cragini (Arkansas darter) is the source of this 1206-nucleotide messenger RNA. RefSeq names its product zinc-binding protein A33. Bases 61 to 816 code for a protein of 251 amino acids. The transcript is spliced from 4 exons. NCBI's taxonomy places the organism in Eukaryota, Metazoa, Chordata, Actinopteri, Perciformes, Percidae. The record is from RefSeq and is a predicted model, not a curated record. Gene Ontology annotation, molecular function: protein binding.